Messenger RNA from Oryza brachyantha (malo sina), 1740 nucleotides. Its product is annotated as linolenate hydroperoxide lyase, chloroplastic. The record is from RefSeq and is a predicted model, not a curated record. Gene Ontology annotation, biological process: sterol metabolic process. Lineage: Eukaryota; Viridiplantae; Streptophyta; Magnoliopsida; Poales; Poaceae. Bases 74 to 1531 code for a protein of 485 amino acids. Gene Ontology annotation, molecular function: monooxygenase activity; iron ion binding; oxidoreductase activity, acting on paired donors, with incorporation or reduction of molecular oxygen. The transcript has a single exon.
CACUCCAAGUGGUGAGCUCGAGAGGGAGCUAAACCACACGUACCCUACCCGACAAGUGGAUCGCCGUCCGGCCAUGCUGCCGUCGUUCCCGCAGCCGGCCACCGCCGCCGCCACGGCGCGGCCUAUACCGGGGAGCUACGGCCUGCCUCUGCUCGGCCCGCUCCGUGACCGCCUCGACUACUUCUGGUUCCAGGGGCCCGACGAGUUCUUCCGCCGCCGCGCCGCCGAGCACAAGAGCACCGUCUUCCGCGCCAAUGUCCCUCCGACCUUCCCCUUCUUCGUCGGCGUCGACCCGCGCGUCGUCGCCGUCGUCGACGCCGCCGCCUUCACCGCGCUCUUUGACCCCGCGCUCGUCGACAAGCGCGACGUCCUCAUCGGGCCCUACGUCCCCAGCGUCGGCUUCACCGGCGGCACCCGCGUCGGCGUCUACCUCGACACCGAGGAGGCCGACCACGCGCGCACCAAGGCCUUCAGCAUCGACCUCCUCCGCCGCGGCGCGCGCAGCUGGGCCGCCGAGCUCCGCGCCGCCGUCGAUGACAUGCUUGUCGCCGUCGAGAAUGACCUCAACAAGGCGCCGGACCCCGCCGCCGCCUCCGCCAGCUACUUGCUCCCGCUCCAGAAGUGCAUCUUCCGCUUCCUCUGCAAGGCGCUCGUCGGCGCCGACCCGGCGGCCGACGGGCUCGUCGACCGGUUCGGCCCCUACAUCCUCGACGUCUGGCUCGCCCUGCAGCUGGUGCCGACGCAGAAGGUCGGCGUCAUCCCGCAGCCGCUGGAGGAGCUGCUCCUCCACUCCUUCCCGCUGCCGUCGUUCGUCGUCAAGCCCGGCUACGACCUGCUCUACCGCUUCGUCGAGAAGCACGGCGCCGCCGCCGUCUCCAUCGCCGAGGAGGAGCACGGCAUUAGCAAGAAGGAAGCCAUCAACAACAUCCUUUUCGUGCUCGGCUUCAACGCGUUCGGUGGCUUCUCGGUGUUCCUGCCCUUCCUUGUCAUGGAGGUCGGCAAGGCCGGCCGCGGCGACCUGCGGCAGAGGCUUCGUGAGGAGGUGCGCCGCGUGCUGGGAGAUGGCUGCGAUGUCGGAUUCGCGGCGGUGAGGGAGAUGGCGCUGGUGCGGUCGACGGUGUACGAGGUGCUCCGGAUGCAGCCGCCGGUGCCGCUGCAGUUCGGCCGUGCUCGGCAGGACUUCGUGCUGCGGUCGCACGGCGGCGCGGCGUACGAGAUCGGCCAGGGAGAGCUGCUGUGCGGGUACCAGCCGCUGGCCAUGCGCGACGCGGCGGUGUUCGACCGGCCAGACGAGUUCGUGCCGGAGAGAUUCGUCGGCGUCGACGGCGAGGCGCUGCUGCAGUACGUGUACUGGUCCAACGGGCCGGAGACCAGCGAGCCGUCGCCGGGGAACAAGCAGUGCGCAGCCAAGGAGGUGGUCGUGGCCACGGCGUGCAUGCUCGUCGCCGAGCUGUUCCGGCGAUACGACGACUUCGAGUGCGACGGCACGUCCUUCACCAUGCUCGACAAGAGGGAGCUCACUCCAAGCUAGAAUGAACCACCAUUCUCAUUCAUCUCCUCAUGCACAUAUGCAUAUACAAAUUAAAUUAAAUUCGAGUUGCUAGCUCCAUAUUUUUUUCUCUUUGAGCUGCUCGAAACAAACAUAUAUAUCAGUUUCUCUGUGCAAUAAGUAUUUCGAUGGUUUUACGUGGAUAUGUACACAUGAUUCAAAAUUAAUUUGAUAGUGAUCCUAAAUUUUCA